This is a messenger RNA of Acomys russatus (golden spiny mouse), 840 nucleotides long. RefSeq names its product coiled-coil domain containing 196 (gene Ccdc196). Lineage: Eukaryota; Metazoa; Chordata; Mammalia; Rodentia; Muridae. The record is from RefSeq and is a predicted model, not a curated record.
AUGUAUGCUUCUAAAGGAGGUUAUUGCACAUCUUCCUGCAGAAAUUCUAAAACAGAUGACAGCUACUUGAAGGAACUGAGCGAGGACCUGAAGUUAAGGAAGAAGGAACUUACAGAUAUGUUAAAACCUCUAGGAGAUAAGAGCACUCUCUUAUUCCAGAAGCUUAUGGCUAACCUGGAGGAAAAACAAAGAAGUCUGCAGAUCAUGAGGCAGAUCAUGGCAGGGAGGAGAUGUGAUGAGUCUUCAGUCAUGGAUCUUAUUAAGGAAGCAGAGGAGAUGAAACACAACCUGGAAAAGAAAAACAAGAUGCUUCGGAAGGAAAUGGAAAUGCUAUGGAACAAGACAUUUGCAUCAGAAGGGCUCCGAGAUCAACAGAAAGCACUCCCUACAAAACCCAAGGCAGAGCUGCAAGAUGGGAAGGCUCUGAAACUCCCCUUAUCACUUAGGAAGGCCAAGAGUGAGCCAGAGAUAUCAGAUGUAGAGAAAGUGGAAAGCAUAACGUCUUUCUUCCACCAGGAAAAGCAACAGAGGAAAAUAGAACGGGCCAAAUAUGAGGAACAACCCAACAUCCUUCAGAAUGACUUUCAUGGCAAAGUGAUUGAGCUGAAAAUUGAAGCCUUGAGGAACUACCAGAAGGCCAACGACUUAAAAUUAUUGUACCUACAACACAAUUUUGAGCCAAAGCAAAGGGCUUCGAGUCUCCUGAGGCCUCAAGAAAAUCCCCGGAUCAAAGAAAAGAACUACACAGAACAACAAGGAACUAGAGAAAGUCGGUCUGAUGAUGUAGGAGAGAGGCUCUUUUUUCUGAGGUCAAUGCCAGAUGAAGCUCUGAAGGAUUAG